AUGGAUAGGAAAGUGAUUGAAAUGAACAGAGAUUUGGAGGACUCAAUAAUUCAAUUGGAGAUGGAGCGCGCAACGUUCUAUUUGCGAUUCCAAAAUGUGCAAGAAAUGAAAGAGGAAGACCUGGGAGCCAUAAUGGCACAACUGAUCGCAGAAGCAUUGGAACGAGACCAACAAGAAAUUACAAGACAAUUGGAUGAGGUCCACAUGAACUAUGAAGGCAAAACAAACUGUCAAGGGAGAUUCAUGGGUAUGUGGUUGGUCACAGUUCGGCAUAUUAUUUAUAAUAGUACAUGGUGGGAUGAGCAUCUUUCAGAAGAAAAUGUUGAGUUCCUUAAGAAACUUUCAACAGAAGAAUAUAAAGCUCAAACUGCUAGUAAACUUUGUCCUCUAAAAGAUGAACCUUGGCCUCUGCACCCAUGGGAGCCAGGUUCUAAAAGAGUCGGUAUUAUUGCAGUAAAGUUGGGAAUGAUGCCAUUAUGGACUAAGCAGGGUAAAAAAAUACCUGUCACGAUGCUUCAGGUUCAAGACUGCCAUGUUAUAAAAUAUAUACCCAAAGAAGAAUUUGAUGGGAAAACUCCCAGUCUAACUGUUGGAGGGAAAAAUGUGUCUGAAUUCCAUAGAAGUUCUUCUGUCAUGGAAAUGAACAGAGAACUAGGGCUCCCACCAAAACAGAAAACUUCAAUAUUUCGAGUAUCACCUAAUGCUAUCAUUAAGCCAGGUACACCUCUAUAUGCAGCUCAUUUCCGCCCUGGGCAGUACGUGGACAUCACUGCUAAAACAAUUGGCAAAGGUUUCCAAGGUGUCAUGAAAAGAUGGGGAUUUUCUGGCCAGCCUGCUUCCCAUGGCCAAACUAAAACACACAGACGACCUGGAUCAAUUUCUAGUUCUGGUGUUGCAAAGGUCUUCAAGGGAAAGAAAAUGCCAGGACAAUUAGGAAACUUCUAUCGGACAGCUAAGGGUCUAAAGAUAUGGCAAGUCAAUGUGAAGCACAAUAUUUUAUAUGUACACGGAAGCAUUCCUGGUCAUAGAAAUUGCUUAGUAAAGGUCACUGACACAGUUUUGCCAGCUUACCAAGACAACCUUAAGAAUCCUCCAUUUCCAACAUUUUUUGCUGAUACUGAAGAGCUGCCUGAUGAGCUGUAUGAUGAAGAGCUUUUUCAGUUCACUGAACCCUCCAUUGCACUCUCUGAGUCCUGAAGAAUUAAUAGUUAUUCUCCCUUCAGUCUUCAGAACUAAACAUGAAGCCCUCACUGAAGGGCUUCCUUAAGAUGGCAUUUACAUAAUGCUGGAUCUUUAUUGAUUUUCAGAUCCACUACUAAAUAAAAACAGUUAUUUGAAACUGAAGAGAAGCAUUCAGUAACAUUUUAA
Notechis scutatus (mainland tiger snake) is the source of this 1368-nucleotide messenger RNA. The record is from RefSeq and is a predicted model, not a curated record. NCBI's taxonomy places the organism in Eukaryota, Metazoa, Chordata, Lepidosauria, Squamata, Elapidae.